This is a messenger RNA of Cylicostephanus goldi, 798 nucleotides long. The record is from the annotation of a GenBank genome assembly. NCBI's taxonomy places the organism in Eukaryota, Metazoa, Nematoda, Chromadorea, Rhabditida, Strongylidae.
AUGCCAAAGCUCUUCAAUAUCGAAGAGAAAGAGGAGAAUGAAGAGCCUCCACCUGAACUGGAACAAAUGGUACAAAAGCAGAUAGAGGCGGAAGAAGCGAAUGAAAUUCCUAUAAUUAUGUGCCACGAGGUGGAAUGUCAAACGGAGACAGUGGAAACUUCGGACAAAAUCGAGCAAACCAUCGAAAAAGUGCUGGAAGAUGAAAGCUGCCAAGCUGAAGAACAGAAAGUUUACGGCCAAGAAAUGGAGACCCAAACAGAAUCCGUUGAAGGAUAUAAUGCAGAAGCGCAGACGAUUAUUAUAGAGACAGCUGAUGAGGAAGUGCUAACCACAGUGUCACCGACGACGGAUUCUCCCUGCCAAACUGAAUCCUCGCCAACCAUGGACCAAAUAUCGCAAACUACUCAAGCAGAACAGGUCGAUGUUGAUACGAACACCGAGUUGGAGACAAAGAAUGCUCGCAUACAGACUCCAUCUCCGAAAAUUGAAAUGAAAACCAUUCAAACAGAAGAUUUAGAACGAAAAUCACCGUCAAAAAUGUCGUCAGCAAAGAAGCGAAUUCGACGCGCUUUUGCAAAGUCAAAGCCAGCCAAAUCUGUCGUGACGGAUACUCCUUCUAUGAGCGAAUGGAAGGAAAUAAGCGAUGAAGAAAAUGUAGAAGAGGAAGAAGACGUUUCAGAAGAAUCGCUGCAUUGGAAUCCCGUUGAUGGUCUACAUGCAGAAAAACAAUUGCCAGUAGCGAAACUGGCCCAGAUGUUCGAUCGACAAAUCACACCAGAAAGAGGGAAAAGGCAGUAA